AUGACACAGAGUUUCAAGAUGGUUGAUGAAGAUAAACGUGAAAAUCUAGCAAAUGCACGAAAAAAGCAACAAGCUAUUUUAAAUGGUAUUGAUAGUUCUUUGUCAAAAUCUCCAGUUGACGAAUUAGAGUCCGGUCGUUCAAGUCAAACGCAACAAGAUGUCGAAGUGUUACGAGGACAAAUUGAGCAAAAAUAUCGUCGUGAUCUCGACCAUUUUAAAGAGCAAUUGGAAAUUCAUAUUCAAACAAUUGGUAUACUCGUUGCCGAAAAAACGGAUAUUCAAGCAAAAUUAACUCAAUCUUUCAAACAGUUAGAACGAAAACAAAAUGAAUUAGAUGAAUUACAAGGACGAUUAAAGGCAUCAAGAGAACGAGUACAAGAAUUAGAAAAGACAGUGCAAAAUUCAACAUCAAAUGUACAAAAACGAGAAAUGGCUGCCAAAGAAUAUGAAAAAGAAAAUGAUCGUUUAAAACUAGAAAAUAUUCGACAAAAUCAAACAAUUGAGGAUCUGAAACAGAAGAGUGAUGAAUUGAAUGAUAAAUUGAAUACAAAAUUACAAAGUACUGAACAGUUGAAUGACGAAAUUUUACAACUAAAAAGAAAAUUAGAACAAUCUGAAAUUAGAAGUCAACAAUUCCAAUCUAUUAAUGACACAACUGUUACGGAUAGAUAUGAACAACAGAUUGAAGAACUGAAACAUACAAUUCAAUUGAAAACAAAUGAAGCAGAUGCUUUGCAAUCGACUGCAAAUCAAUUGAGAACGGAUAAGGAACAGAUGCAAGUACAAUACCAACAAUAUAGUAAUAGUUUACAACGUCAAACCCAAGAACUUACCGAUCAGCUUGAUCAGUUAACACGAUCGAAAAACAUAUCUGACAAUGAACAUGAAACAAUGAAACAAUCUUAUGAAAUGAAAAUUCAUGAAUUGCAAACCAGUCAAGCACAAAUAGUUGAAACUUCCGAUAGUGAUUAUCAUAAACAAUUAGAAAUAUUGACAACAGAAAAUGAUCAAUUGAAAAUGACAGUGAACGAGUGGAUGCAACGUUAUGAAUCAACUCGCAUAGAUAGCGAUCAAAUUUACAAGCUGUUAUCUGAACGUGAUGAAAGAAUAGCAGAAUUAGAAUUAAAUAUGGUUAAAACCAGUGAAAAUGUUGUUGAUCAUGAAAAACUCUUAGAAACAAUGCAAAGUGAUAAAAUGGCGCUAUCAAGAGCAAUGGCACAAAAUAAACAGUUAAAAGAGCAAUUUCAGGAACUACAAGAAGGAUUCAUUAAACUGUCAAAUGACAAUAUGAAUUUAACAAACCGUAUUCAAGCUGAAGAAUAUUUGUCAAAACAGUUGGGAGAUCGUAUUGGUCAGAAAGAAAUCGAACUAUAUGAAACGCGUUUAUUGUUGAAUGAACAUGAAAAUCAACAUCAAAUAGCUACUCAUGCAUCAUCAAACGUGACUACUUCGUCGCUUCCAUCGAGCAAUGAAAAAGAAAAUCAACUUACACAGCAAAUCACUUCUCUAUUGGAAGAAAACAAUUCAUUGCAUAAACGUCUUUCCUACUACGAACAACAACAGCAACAGUCUGCUCAUUCUUUAGGCGAAGAACAUUUAAAUAUUGAUGAUACUCAUUUAAAUGAUACAGCGUCUUUAUCAUCGAUGGGAUCACAUAUUGAGGAUAUUGAACGAGGGGAUGAACAGCAACAACAUGUUUUUGUCCAAAAAAUCAUUGAUCGCUUUAAUCGGGCUAUGAGAGAAAAUGCUGAUCUUCAAGAUCGCACACAACAACUAGAACAUCUCAUUUUGCAACUUCAAAAUGAAACUGACACAAUUGGUGAUUAUAUUUAUUUGUAUCAACAACAGCGACAGCAAUUACAUCGACGUUAUCAACAAAAAGAUGAUUAUAUAAAACAGAUGACGCAAGACAGAUUUAAUCUUCAGAAAAAACUAUCCGAACUUGAAAAACUUCUUCUGAGAGCGUUAAAUAGUUCAGAAACAAAAAUACAGCAUAAUAUCGAGACUAAACCUGUAAAAGAGCAACAUUCUGUUAAUGAAAAUAGUAUGCUGUCACAAUCUCCUCCAUUAAUUACAACUGGUACCGAUGCAAAUGACUGGCCAGAACUUGUUGAUAAUGCAUUACCACCAUCGGAAAUUGAUAAUUCGACAUCAAUAUUAAUAGAUAAAACUCAACAAUUAAUCACCACAUCUCCUUCAUUAUCUGACUUUGAUAACGAAACAAAAACGCGUAUAUUUACGUUGCUAAAAGAACUUGGCGAAGUGACACCAUCAUUAGCAAAUGAUUCUAAAAAUUUAGCGUUUAUCGAUAAAAAUCUUUAUAUUUGUUCCGCAUGCGUCGAUAUUACAACCAUGAUAGAUGAAGAUGUUCAUGUUAAAUCAUUAAUACAAAAUAUGAUGGAAAAAAUGAUUACUGAUGCGCGAUCCUCGACAGGAAAAUCCACUAUAUUAGCAUGUUUAGGAAGUACCUAUACCAGUCAUGAAAUGGUACCAUUAGAUAAAACAACAUUACAGGAUGUUAUAAAAGUUGAUAAAGAACGCAUCCGAUUAGAAGCUGAAACUAAAAGACUUGCCGCACAUGUUGAUGAUGGUACAUUUCGUAGUUGUGAUAUAUAG
This is a messenger RNA of Didymodactylos carnosus, 2616 nucleotides long. NCBI's taxonomy places the organism in Eukaryota, Metazoa, Rotifera, Eurotatoria, Philodinida, Philodinidae. The record is from the annotation of a GenBank genome assembly.